Puccinia triticina is the source of this 3858-nucleotide messenger RNA. RefSeq lists its product as uncharacterized. The record is from RefSeq and is a predicted model, not a curated record. Gene Ontology annotation, biological process: regulation of GTPase activity. NCBI's taxonomy places the organism in Eukaryota, Fungi, Basidiomycota, Pucciniomycetes, Pucciniales, Pucciniaceae. The coding region runs from base 1 to 3858 and encodes 1285 amino acids. The transcript is spliced from 8 exons.
AUGACCCCGGCCACCCCAAACUCAGCCCCGCCGAGCCCAGAGCCAGCCCACAGCACCACCCGGCCGAAGCCCCUCACCGUCCCAAACCCAGCCGACCGCCGCGCCGUCUCCGCCCCCUUCGCCGCCGACCCCGCCGCCCGGCUCCACUCGAUCACCGAGCACAGCAGCAGCAGCCCCACCGCCAGCCGCACCUCGGCCUCCAGCCAGUCCGACCCGCCCUCCCCCCGGAAAUGGGCCGGCACCUUCUACCUCUGGCUCUACCACACCGCCCAAACCCAGGACCACCCCACCCCCAGCACGCCGGUCCCCCCAUCCACCCGCAUCGCCGGCCUCUCCAAGCACUUCUUCGCCCCACACCCCCGGAACCCUGCGCCCGAGCCCAAGCCGGCCAAGCUCUCGCUCGGCAAGAAGGAGCGCCGCAAGCUCGGGCUCAUCAGCGGGCUCACCAAGCAGAGAGAGCCCCCGGGAGGAGCGCCGUCUCAGCUCGAGUCGCCCGCCGCCGCAUCCGCAUCCUCCAUCCUCACCACCCGCAGACCUAACCUGGACCCCCACAGCCUCGCCGAGCAUCUCGACGCCCUCGCCGCCGACCGCAGCGCAAUCGACUCCGCCAAGAUCUCCGCCCUCAACCAGGCCCGCUUCGCCCCUCCCCCCGACCCCACCUCCAAGCCCCCCAAAAAACUGCCCUUCGCCGCCGAGGCCGCCAAGCUCACCCGCAAGAAAACCGCCGCCCCAGAGAGGAAACCCCGCGAUCCGAGCCCCUCCUCAGCCGGCCCGGUCUCCGGCCAGCUGGCCUUGGGCCCCGGCCCGGCUAUGAACUCGGCGGGCAUCGGCUCGGGCGAAUGGAAGCUGGUGCAAGGAGUGAUCACCGAGGACGGCCAUUUCACGCUGUACACCGACACCGAUGUGGUGGUGAGUCGGAUCUAUCUCCCUUCUUACCGACGGACGGAUGUCCGGAUCGUCCAUCAGUCGAUCUUCGGCCGCCCCCACUGCGGCGUCAUCGCCGGUCGCCGGGCAAGCGUGGCGAACAGCACGCAUGGGCCCGGGGCGACGUGCCCGUCCUCCACCUCGCUGCCCGCGACGGCCUCGCUGUUCCGGCCAUCGACCAACGGCUCGCUGGCCUCUCUCGCCCCCAGCAGCGCGUGCAGCACCGCUCCCCACGCCUCCGCGUCCCUCGCCGGCGCCUCCACCACAGAGACAGCAACAACGGCCCCGGAGACCUCGAUCUACAUCUGCAUGCCCUCCUCCAUCAUGCUCGAGGCCUGGCUGGUGAUCUGCAAAUGCUUCUGCAGACCCGCCGACUUCCGCCACCUGUAUCCGCGUGCACCCAAGAGCAAAGGGAGAGUCCCCAGCGGGCCGGGCUCCCCCUCGACGCCUGGCACCAAGCGUGGCUCGGUGGGCUCGGCCAGGUCGACAGGCGCGCCCGAGCGCGUCCGCAUCUGGCGUGCCGUCGACGUGCUGCUGCUCGAGGGCCGCAAGCUCGGCGAGCCCCGGCUCGUCUCCUCCGUCACUUCUGAAACCGCAUCGGCAGCCGGCCGGCCGACGAAGGACGAGCGGCGCAACUCCACCGGCGCCUUCUUGCGCGCCCAGACGCUCCGAAACCCGCCCAAGCCUGUCGACCAACCCCCCACCUCCGGCCCGGGCCUCAACCGCCAGAGCUUGCAGGCGCCCCCCUCCAUGUCCUCCCUCGACGACAAAUCCCCAGCCUCCUCGACCCCGGCUGCCGCUGCCCCACAUCUCGAGCCGGCGAAAUCUGCCCCGCCCGCUGGCAGCCAGCCGGCUGCCGAUUGCUUCUUCUUCGUCGAGCUGCAGUGGGACGGCGACGUGUUUGGCCGCUCGACUGUCAAGCGGACCCCGAGCCCGUUCUGGAGCGAGCCGUUCCGCUUCGCUGAGAUCGGCUCGUUCAAGACGCCGCUGGUCCUGAAUGUCUACCAGAUCAGCCGGGCCCCCGGGCUCGCCGCCCAGAUCUCCCUCGUCGGCCGGAGGGCUCUGGACUGCAGGGCCCUGGCCAAGAACGCCCCGCUCCAGCUCUGGCUGCCCAUCUACGCCGACGACACUCUCGCCGAGCCUCCUCCGGCCAACCUGACCCAGAUCGUCGGCGAGCUCAAUCUGUCGAUCACCGUCAUCGAGCAGGUCGUCUUGGCGGAGGCCGAGUACGCCAAGAUGAUGAAUUUUUUGAACAACGACAACGACAUCGAGCUGGUGCUCAACCUCGCGCACAUGGCGGUCGGCGAACUCGACCGGCUGUCGGAGCUGCUGAUCCGGAUCUACGAGGCGAACGAGCGGCUGGUCGAGCGGAUCUCGCAGCUGGCGGCGCUCGAGAUCAACGGCGACCAGUCUACCGCCAGCAUCCUCUUCCGGGCGAACACGCUGCUGACGAAGAUGCUGGAGGCGUACAUGCGCCUGGUGGGCCGGACGUUCCUGGAGGCGAGUCUGGGCGCGGUGAUCCGGCGGAUCUGCGGGGCCAAGGUCGAGCUGGAGAUCGACCCUGCCAAGCUCAAGGGCUCCCUCUCCGCGCACCAGAAGGAGAAGAUGGUGGGCGAGAACGCGCGGGAGCUGACGAAGAUCGCCAACGAGAUCUGGCAGUCCAUGUACAUCAACCGCUCCAAGUGUCCCGGCCGGCUCCGGAAGAUCUUCGUCAAGAUCCAGGAGCUCGUCGGCAACGCCUACGCCGACCAGGACAUGCGCCUCACCUCGAUCUCCGCCUUCGUCUUCCUGCGCUUCUUCGUCCCCGCGAUCCUCAACCCGCGGCUAUUCAACCUGAUCCAGUUCCAGCCGGACAGCAAGUCGCAACGGACGCUGACGCUGGUGGCCAAGACCCUACAAGGCCUCGGGAACCUGACGUUGUUCGGGGUCAAGGAGCCCUGGAUGAGCGCGAUGAACGAGUUCAUCAGCACCCAGUUGGACUCCUUCCGCGACUACAUCUCCUUCAUCGCCAGCGACUCCGACGGCUCCGCGAAGCCCGAAUGGACCUCCAACCAGUUCGAGGCGUACGGCCUGCCCUACGCCCUGCGCGCCUCCUUGCCCCCCGCGUCCAGGGACGGCAUCCCCACCUUGCCGCACCUGCUCGACCCCGUCCGCGACUGCGCACUCCUCGCCAGUCUCUCCUCCGCCUCCGACUCCGCUCGCCCCCGUCGAUACACCGACAUCCUCGUCCCCCCCUCCCUCGCCAAAAACGGCCCCAAGAGCUCGACGACAGACCAGUUCCUCAAGCUCUGUGCCGAGCUGUACUGCAAGGCCGAGCGCCGGGCCCUCAAGAUCCUGGCCAGCGUCGAGGGCCUGCCCACCCCGAUCCCCGCCGAGCUGGCCAACAAGCCCCCCACGCGCUGGAAACGCUCCCACACCGUCACGGCUGAGGCCCCGGCCAGCACGCCCGGCAGACUCCCGGGCCCCUCCGACGCGCCCGCUCUGCCCGCAUUGCCGCCGCCUUCCGUCCGGCUGAACCAGGCUGACGCCGGCCGCCUUCUCGCGAGAUCUCACGCCUCGGGCUCGCUCGUCGUGGCCGGCCGGAGCGGAAGGAGCCUGGCGCGGCCGCCGAUGCGCAGGAGGGCCGGGGCCGCGCGCUCGGACUCGUCGGUCUCGCUCAGCUCGCGCGGCUCGUCGGCCUUCGAGGCCUCGCCGGGCCCGGGACGCGUGCACGCCCCGCGCUUCCCCGCCCGCUUCCAGGGAGCCGGCUUUGCAGGCGAAGAGGGCGAAGAGGGCGAAGAGGGCGAGGACCGCGCCACGCCGACCUCCCGCUACCCCGCCUCCGCGCUCUCGAGGAGCAGCGCCAACAGCGGCGCAUCCGGCCCGGCCUCGUCCGCUACCUGGAGCACUAGGAUCAAUAAGAUCAUCCGCAAGAACUCCGCCGCUCGGUCUUGA